Molecule: messenger RNA, 1491 nt
Organism: Toxoplasma gondii ME49
Lineage: Eukaryota; Apicomplexa; Conoidasida; Eucoccidiorida; Sarcocystidae
Exons: 3
Coding region: 289-669 (126 amino acids)
Source: RefSeq, a predicted model, not a curated record
AACUACAAGUACUUCAUUUCCGUUUGCUUCUUGUCAUCUCCCUUUGCUGAAGUUGCUUUCCAUCAAGAUUUUCCCCCAACUACUCGUUCCGAGAUUCUGCUUCGCGUAAGUUCCCGUGCGAUAACGACGAGGUCUGUACGUAACCGAGAGCCAAGGUAGCGGUGUCGCGAAAUACUGCUGAGCCGGCUGAACAGGAAGAUCACCAGGAAAGAGCAAAUCGCCCGGCUACAAAGAUCGGCGACGCCGCUUUGGCUCUUUCUAAUUUCUUCAGCAAUUUCUCCCGGAGCAAUGGAGCAGCCAACUGGUUCGGCAUUUCCUUCCCAAAAGGAGCUUCCUGUGAGCGCACCGCAACGUUACAUGACUACUUCGCCGGUCUACUGGUCUUACCACUACGACGCAAAGCCGGCAGCGCGCCAGAAUCUCCCGGCGGCUGUCUCGUGCCCUUGUUCUUUCGAAGAGCCUCCUCAAGAGGACAUGAAUGCACUUCUUGCCCAUGCGCUCUACGACAGCAUUCGGGAAAACUUCCACUACAUCCUGCAGACGCAGUACAACUACGGUUUCGACGCGGCAGGAAAUGUAUGGGGUGCCAACGGUUACACUCCCGUCCGCUUCGCUCCGGAGAGAACUAGGGCCGCGAUGUUGAACCAGACAGGGCAGCAGCACCUCUAAAAAGGGAAGUGCACGUUUUUCCACCGUUCGAUAAACGCCGAAGAGUCUGUUUGCUUCCCUCUGCAGCCAUCUGUUGCUCAAGCGUGGCGGGCGAGCACGGAAAAGCUUCCAUUGAACGGAGCACGUGGAGAUUUCAGGGAAGAACGGUCACCAACAGAAAGUAAAAAAAGGGAUUAGAUUCCGACUGUCUUUGUUGCAAAGAGGAGACAGUCCUCAUGACGCAGAUAUUUGAGUGACACAUAGACUGAAAUGGAAGAAGCUUGGAGCUUACUGGUGCUACAGCGGCCGUCAUUGUUAUAACGGCAGGGAUCUGCGUUCGCGCCGACGCCUCCUUAGGGACCAGGAAAGAUAACGGGUUGAGAUUGUUACAAGGCUCUAUGUGGACUUUCCGUUUGGAAAGAGGGAUGGAGGAACGGGGAAAGAGAUACAUAACAUCAUCACUUCAUCAGUUGUUCAGCAGUGUUCUUCGAAAUUGGUUGUGGCGCUUUCGCUGGGUGUCUAAGUCUGUUAUAAAUCACCUCUCUUUCUGGCAGUAUGAAAUGGCAGGAGAAUUGUGGAGCAUGGACGAAACACCCAACUCUUCUGAGUAGGAUUUCUUCGUGCUCGUGUCUCAUGCAAUGCACUGGCUUGUUUCGCGGGGAAGAUCGCUCAACACAAACUCCCAGUUUUGCAUCACAGUUUCCUUUCCCCCUCGUGAACGUUUGUCUCUCAUUAUAGAAUGCAGUUACGCAUCGUUUCUGAAGGUGCAGAAGCUUCUUCCUCUGCUUCCCGACAAUGUUCGACCAUGAUGACACUUUAAUAACUGGCUGUUACAAAGUAACA